This is a messenger RNA of Dermacentor andersoni, 2160 nucleotides long. RefSeq lists its product as uncharacterized. Gene Ontology annotation, molecular function: zinc ion binding. The record is from RefSeq and is a predicted model, not a curated record. NCBI's taxonomy places the organism in Eukaryota, Metazoa, Arthropoda, Arachnida, Ixodida, Ixodidae.
GCUCAUUACUUUUCGAAGCGAGAUCGGGAUGCCUUAGAACACGCACCUAUAAAGCGAGAUAUAAGAAUGAAGAAGAAACAUGUGCUUGCUGCGGUAAAGCUAGGGAAACGACGGAACAUAUUUUAUUAGAAUGUGAGGACGUCUACCCAGCGGUCGAUUUAGGCACCACUGGCCUCCUUGAAGCCCUUGGGUUCAGCGGGAGCAGUGGUAAAGCAAACAGGUCCGCAAUAGACAUCAGUAAGAGGCGAUUGGAGGAUUGGUGGAAGAAAAGUAGGGAAACGACAAAAGACGGAGACGUACAAAAGCACAGUUCGCAAUAGGGUAUCAGAAAAUUUGGACGUGGUAGUUCAUAGUGGUUUUUUUUUUUUUUUUCAUUGGUGAACAUAGGUAGGAUAUUAGGCAGCAUAGUAGUAAGAGCUUGGUGGCGCAAGCCACCGCCCCGUUCCAAAGGGGACGCUCAUAACAUCCAUCCCGGCGCCAUGCUUGUGGUUGUGCCGCAGCAGCCGACGCAUGCUUGCAGCUGUGUUCCGUAAGUGUUGUGUGGUGUUCCCUAGCAUUUAGGUUUCUCGUGUGUUGCAUGUGGCGUUGGUUGUUUGCAAUACUGCUGCGUUGGAAGCUUCCUCUACGGAUACACGCUGUAAAGACUUGGAAAAGUGCCCACACCGGAGCACGUUGUUGCGCGACAAAAAGCUGCUGUGUACGUCUCAUUCGGCGCGACUGCAGUGUAACAUGCAACUCAGCGACUACGCAAAGUCGCUGCCUGACCCCGAGCGCAGCAGAUACAUCAUCAAAAUCGCGAAAUGCGGCGGAGAUGACCCGUUGGCGCUGUCCGAUGACCACUUUACGAACGAUGUUGCUUUUUAUCCAAGUGUCGACCGUGCGGACAUCAGAGACUAUCUAGUCCACGGGACGAGCUUCAUGACGCGGGAUCAGCUAAAGAGCUAUAAAUCCCUGGAGGCUCAUAAUUACGUCACCAGUGGUCUCGUGGAGCCACCAAGAGUGAAAGUUCGUGAUGGCAACGUCGUCGUCGUUGGAAAGGUCCGCCACUCUCAGGCGUUCAGAGAUAAGCUGCUGCUGCCGUGGCUGUUGAUUAAAGCUGACGGGGAAGUUUUGUGCGCGCACUGUACGUGCAUGGCCGGCCUCGGGGAGGCGUGCUCACACGUUGGUGCAGUGCUCUUUUAUUUGGAGGCUGUUGUGACACGCCGGGAUGGUCAAUCAUGCACAGAUGGGCAAAAUGCAUGGCUACCGCCUCAUCUCGUCAGUCUGGAAUGCCGACCGGUGGCAGAGAUGGACUUCGCGUCUUCCGCAAUGAAAAAACGCCGCCUGGACGACACUGAGGCUGCCCCCCGCGACCCACCAAGUGUUGAAAUGCCCAAGCCGAGAGAGGACGAGAUGUUAAAGUUUUUCUCGUCAUUGAGUAAAUCUGAGGGUAGGCCAGCACUUCUCUCGCUUGCCCAAAAAUUUGCUGACCCCUACAUUCCCUUGGGCUUGAAGUACCCUAAGCUCCUCCUCCUCCGCAAUCUGCAAAGGAAGCAGUGCCCAAUUUCCUUGGAGGAUGUACAGGCAGAAUGCCGUAAUGUCUUGCAGGACCUCUCAAUUGAGCCUGAUGUGUGUGUACUGAUCGAGAAGCAGACAAAGGCCCAAUCUGCAUCCGAGAAGUGGCAUUUAUUUCGGACUGGACGCAUCACAGCUUCAAAUGCAGGAGCGGUAUUUGCAACUUCAUUGACCAAGCCUUCAAAGAGCCUGCUGAAGAGACUGUGCUACCCAGAGGACUGCAAAUUCCAGACUGCAGCAACUCAGUGGGGAAAGAAGAAAGAAGCUGCUGGGAGGGCAGCUUACAUAGAGGCAAUGCAGAAGCACCAUCUAGGCUUUAAGUGUGAAAUGUCUGGCCUCCACAUAAGCAUAGAGCGACCAUUUCUGGCUGCAACUCCUGAUGGCCUUGUACAUUGCAAUUGUUGUGGAGACGGCCUUCUGGAGAUAAAAUGUCCAUACUCUGCAAAAGAUGCACUUAUUUGCGAAAUUCCAGAGCGGCAACGAUCUUAUCUUGUAGUUGAUGGCAAUGAUGCAAAGUUAUUGAGAAACCAUCAUUACUUCAAGCAAACUGCUGAGCCUAAUGUAAGCAGCAUCAAGCCACCUUUCUACUGUCCUCGUUACGGUUGA